UGGGCGGGAGUUGACAGUUUUACCCAAUCAGAUCACACACAUACUGCACUGCCCCUCCGACAGUCAGAAACAUGGCGUUACGGGAGCUAUCGUCGCUGGAGAAAUACUUAGGCUUGAAAAAGCCGAACAAGUACAGUACACAGGGGGAUAAAAAGGUACCUGUGCUACAGAAUAGUAAUGGUCCUCCACUGGUGGGGCUGGUGACCAUCGCCUGUCACCUAGUGAAAGAGGCCAAGCGCCCAGAGCUGCUGGGUGACUCUGCAGAGAGCAGGGCUGUGGUGCAGCAGUGGCUGGAGCACAGAGUCACCAAGCUGAACGGCUGCACAAAGGAAGACACCAAGACCAUCCUGAAGGACCUCAACCUCUACCUGCAAGACAAGGUCUACCUGGCUGGCAACCAAUUCACCUUAGCUGAUACUUUUAUGUACUAUGGGAUCCAUCCUCUCCUAGUGGACUUGGCCAUCCAGGAGAAGGAGCAGUUUGUGAAUGUGACGCGAUGGUUCAACCACAUUCAGCACUACCCCGGCAUCCGACACCACCUCCCUCCCGUAGUUGUGCUCAGGAACAGAAUUUACACCGGCAGACACCACUGAGACCUGAUCCCGCCCAACCCAGCCUGACUCGUCACAAGCUCGUCUGUCUUUUAGACCAGACCAAAAUCCAAGAGUGUAUCAUAUCACUGUCGUCAUCAUCAUCACAAUUUGAGUUUCCACAAAGUCACUUCCAUCCUAGAGCUCCUUUUAUUCCUGUUUCUCGGCUCAUGAUCCCUGUCUUUAUGUUUUGCCCUGGUCACAUACCUGAACUCUACCUGUUUAACCAGGAAAAUCAGUAAAGAACAAAAAAAAAACUAAAACCUAACAGUUUUAGUGUAUGAGGUACUGAAACUCUAUUAAGGGAUUGCUUGCUAAUAAAAAUCUAGUUCAGUUCAUAUUCUUUAAAAAAAUGUCUGUUUUUAAUAAUUAUGUAACGGUUGGGAGUGGAAGCAAUAAUCUCUCGGUCAUUCAGUCCUGCUAACACUAUUUAUAAGAAGUUUGGUCUCUUAACCCUUAUUCAGUAACUAGGGAGCAAAGAUGUGAGACAGUUACGUUGGUCUUUUGUGUUUUUUGUUGGGAAUUUUUGUAGUACUUUCCGAAGUCUACAUUUGUAUAGUUGCCUAAAAAAGGGAAGGCUGUGUGGGUUGCGGUGAAGUGAUGUGCUGCUAGCUUGUUUAAAACGUGUUUCUAUUUAUAAAUGGUGGUUAAAUGUUGAUUCUUUGUUUAAUCUGAGCCUUGAACAUUCAAUGCGACAAAGUAUUACAGGUUCAAAGAAGACUUGAGAUGUUACUUAACUGGCAGUACAUUAUGUCCUUAGGAAAAGCAGCUUCCUUCCUGCCAUAUCAGAGCAUUUUCACCAACAGUUUGUUCAAAUAAAUGUGGUUCCUGGUUCUACAUCAUAACCUCAUAAUGACCACAGUCACUGCUGAGUCCAUUUUGUUCUGCCAUUUCUCUGCCCUGAUGAAUAUAGUCGGUCUCUCAGCUCGCGUCCCUAUCAGGACUGUGGUGUUGGGGUUUUUUCUUACGAUUUUAUGCUUUUCACAUGAAACUCUCAGCCAUUUCACUGGACAGUUAAGUUUCUGUGUGUGUGUGUGUUCCCCGCUCUCUGUCCCACUUCCUCACCACCAGUCGUGUGGGCAGCAGUGAGCAGUUGAGCGUCAGCCCCAGAGUCAGAGAUCAGAGUGAGGCUGCAAUCAGUCCCACUACCACCACUGUUGAUGCUGCAGGCCAGAGAGAGGGCAGCGGGCUCACCAGCUGCCACACAGAUCCAGCCAGCCAAGGCCAGAACCCAGGCCCCUGGGUGACAGUCAGCCAGUGUGUGUCAUUUCAACCCUCACGCUCCCACGGGGCUACUGGAGAGAGAGGGACGGGAGGGAGGGAGGCCACAGAGAGAGAAAAAGAGCACCCAGAGGCCGAGGGAUCUUUUUGUGACAUGUGAACAAUGAUCCGUGCGUCUGAAGGCCUUACUGCUGCUGGCUGGAGGUUUGCUAUUAACACCAUUAACAGGUCAAGGCGUGGCAGUGGUGGCAGAACCUGUAAAUUAACAAUAUGACGGUAAUGAUAAAGAACAGUAGGAAAAUGAGGUUAGAUUAGAGAAGCAACUUAUUGAUCAAAGUUCCAAUUUUGCUUGUUUUUGCUGGUGUAUCACACUAUUAAAAGAAACGUGUACACAUUAAAAUCUUUGAGCACGAAAAUUGAUAGUUCUAGUGGAUAAUUCUUAUAAUACUGGAUGCUUUUGUUUGCAUCAAUGCUUCUGUUAUUCUUUACUAUCGUGUUUUAAAAUGCUCCCAUUUCAGCCAUCUGUUUAUUUUACUCCAUCCUAGCAGGCUCUUCAUAUCUUUGUCUGUCGCUUAUAGCUUCAGUGGUUUUGUUAUCUGAUGCAGUCAUGAUGUUCAUCCUGUGCCAAUAAAUCAAAGGGAUACGCA
Molecule: messenger RNA, 2458 nt
Organism: Siniperca chuatsi (mandarin fish)
Lineage: Eukaryota; Metazoa; Chordata; Actinopteri; Centrarchiformes; Sinipercidae
Gene: eef1e1
Product: eukaryotic translation elongation factor 1 epsilon 1
Exons: 4
Coding region: 72-593 (173 amino acids)
Biological process (GO): positive regulation of DNA damage response, signal transduction by p53 class mediator
Cellular component (GO): aminoacyl-tRNA synthetase multienzyme complex; nucleus; cytoplasm
Source: RefSeq, a predicted model, not a curated record